UUUUGGGUCACACGCACCACCGACUCUGCAAGAGUGCCCAUAGCAAGCGGGGCUGGUGUCUCUGGUACGUGACUGCUGGAGUACCUGAUGGCAGAGCAUCUCCACCUGGCUGGGAAUGCUGCUUAGGACAGUGAAAAGGCUGGAACAACCCCUGCCCACCACCACCGCCUGCAGCUUGCCAUCCGUGGUGAUGCUGAUGGACCUGGGCAGGCUGCUGCAGAGAGUCAGUGUUGCUGAAGAGGCUGUUCUGCCCAAUACCCAGCUGUGCUCCUGUCCAAGAAGACUGAGACUCACCAAGCAAGGAGCAAGUAAAAUGGACCAAGAAAAGAGAGGAAUGGUCUGCCUUCAGAAGUGGACACCUAGAGAAGAUCCACUCAAGAGGCUUUUAGGAUAGAAUAUGAUACCUUUGGUGAACUGAAGGUCCCAAGUGACAAAUACUAUGGUGCCCAGACUGUAAGAUCUACAAUGAACUUCAAGAUUGGAGGUGUUUCAGAAAGAAUGCCAGUUCAAGUUAUAAGGGCUUUUGGCAUCCUGAAGAGAGCAGCUGCUGAAGUAAAUCAAGAUUAUGGUCUCGACCCAAAGAUUGCUAAUGCUAUCGUAAAGGCAGCAAAUGAGGUGGCUGAAGGAAAAUUAAAUGAUCACUUUCCAUUGGUGGUGUGGCAGACUGGUUCUGGAACUCAGACCAAUAUGAAUGUCAAUGAAGUCAUCAGCAAUAGAGCCAUUGAGAUAAUGGGGGGCAAACUGGGGAGCAAAACCCCAGUACAUCCGAAUGAUCAUGUUAACAAAAGCCAGAGUUCAAAUGACACUUUCCCAACGGCAAUGCAUAUUGCUGCUGCCCAGGAGGUUAAUGAGGUGUUGUUACCUGGCCUAAAGAAGCUACAGAAUGCACUUGAAGCAAAAUCCAAAGAGUUUUCCCAAAUCAUAAAAAUAGGGCGCACUCAUACACAAGAUGCUGUUCCACUUACGCUUGGACAGGAAUUCAGUGGCUAUGUGCAACAAAUUAAAUACGGUGUGGCUAGGAUUGAGUCAACCAUGCCACGGGUGUAUCAGCUGGCAGCUGGCGGGACUGCAGUUGGUACAGGAUUAAACACAAGAAUUGGCUUUGCUGAGAAAGUUGCUGCUAAAGUGGCUGAACUGACAGGUUUGCCUUUUGUCACUGCUCCAAACAAGUUUGAAGCUCUUGCGGCUCAUGACGCUCUAGUUGAACUCAGUGGAGCUAUGAACACAGUGGCAUGUAGUCUGAUGAAAAUAGCUAAUGAUAUUCGUUUCCUGGGUUCUGGACCACGCUCUGGACUAGGAGAACUCAUCCUGCCUGAAAACGAACCAGGAAGCAGCAUUAUGCCAGGAAAAGUGAAUCCUACCCAGUGUGAAGCUGUAACUAUGGUGGCAGCCCAAGUUAUGGGAAACCAUGUUGCUGUUACUGUAGGAGGUAGCAAUGGACACUUUGAACUGAAUGUUUUUAAGCCCAUGAUGAUUAAAAAUGUUUUAAACUCUGCGAGACUUCUUGGAGAUGUUUGUGUUUCUUUCACUGACAACUGUGUAGUUGGAAUCCAAGCCAAUACGGACAGGAUCAACAAACUUAUGAGUGAAUCUCUGAUGUUGGUAACAGCACUGAACCCACAUAUAGGAUACGACAAAGCAGCUAAGAUUGCCAAAACUGCGCACAAAGAAGGGACAACGUUAAAAGAAGCCGCUCUAAAGCUGGGAUUCCUUACGUCAGACCAGUUUGAUCAGUGGGUGAAGCCUAAAGAUAUGUUAGGUCCUCAGUAACUGCUUUACGGGGGGGGAAAAAAAAAAGUGUUGUUAACAUGAAAAAUAAAUAAGUACAACAUG
Aquila chrysaetos chrysaetos is the source of this 1833-nucleotide messenger RNA. RefSeq names its product fumarate hydratase (gene FH). The transcript is spliced from 10 exons. Lineage: Eukaryota; Metazoa; Chordata; Aves; Accipitriformes; Accipitridae. Gene Ontology annotation, molecular function: fumarate hydratase activity. The record is from RefSeq and is a predicted model, not a curated record. Bases 466 to 1770 code for a protein of 434 amino acids. Gene Ontology annotation, cellular component: mitochondrion; tricarboxylic acid cycle heteromeric enzyme complex. Gene Ontology annotation, biological process: fumarate metabolic process; malate metabolic process; tricarboxylic acid cycle.